Messenger RNA from Saccoglossus kowalevskii, 1272 nucleotides. RefSeq names its product thyrotropin-releasing hormone receptor-like. Lineage: Eukaryota; Metazoa; Hemichordata; Enteropneusta; Harrimaniidae. The record is from RefSeq and is a predicted model, not a curated record. Gene Ontology annotation, cellular component: plasma membrane. Gene Ontology annotation, molecular function: G protein-coupled receptor activity. Gene Ontology annotation, biological process: G protein-coupled receptor signaling pathway.
AUGGAAACCGGCGUACUGCCUGAUAUAUUGAACCUGACAUGGCAGGAAAACCAGACCAUUGACGGUAAUGUUUCAUACCAUACCGGUUUCGCUCCCGUGAUACGAUUGCCGUUAACGAGCCUAGUCAUAACAACUGUUUCGUUUGUGAUAAUUUUCAUCUUCGGUAUUGCCGGUAAUGGGCUUGUUUGCAUAGUGGUGUGGAAAAAUACGGACAUGAGAGCGUCAACCAACUUCUUUCUGGUCAAUCUUAGCAUCGCCGAUCUCAUGGUAAUCGUAAUAUGCAUGCCGGUUGCGCUGCUCGAGACUUAUGUAUACAGACCGUGGUUUCUCGGCGAGACAAUGUGUAAACUGGUGCCAUUUUUGGAGCAUUCCACAGAACACGCCUCCGUCUUAACUUUGGUGGCCAUUGCUAUGGAACGUUACGUGGCGAUAUGUCACCCGUUAAAAGCGCAGUAUACGUGCACUUCAGAAAGGACUUUGAAAAUUUGUGUUUGCAUUUGGAUGGUUUCCACGGCAGCAAGUAUACCUUUUUUAUUGCUGGCAAAAUACGAGCCCUACCUGGAGUCAGACGGCAGUACUGAAUACUCAUGCGGCACUUACAUUACAGGGAUUGUCUCGCAGGUCUAUAUCCUUGUAUUAACAGGUAUAUUUUUCUUCAUUCCCAUGGUUUUCAUGGGUUGUUUAUAUGGGAAAAUCGCCACACGACUUCGAUAUAACCCGCCACCUCUUCACCAGGUAACUGACCGAACAGUAUACGCCAACGGAAAGUGCACAAGCCGGCGCAUUCGAUUCGAGAAAAAUGAGGACGCCAUGCGCACUUUGAAGCUAAUGGCUAUUAUACGCAGGUCGUCUACCGGCGAACAGCGUUCCGUCUCUGACGAUGACGGCAUGAGAGACUCGUCAAAUGUCCGUGCCCGGAAAAGGGCAGUGUAUAUGCUUUCUGCCGUAGUGACGCUGUUCUUCGUCUGUCUACUACCACAGCGAGUGGUGUCACUUUGGCUAAUUUUUUGGAACAAUCAAAUGUCUCUUGGUAUAACUGGUCUGUUAAGUUUAAUAACACUUUGUCGUGUUAUGUUUUACUUGAACUCAGCAAUAAAUCCCGUCAUUUACAACAUAAUGUCCUCCAAAUUCAAAAUGGCGUUUCUAAGUGCUCUUGGAUUCAAGCGACGACCUUUGCAGAAAAUCCGAAGAGGACCGACAUUUACAUCGAUAUCGCGUGUAACUGGACUCAGUGGUAGUUUGAAACACACUUCCCACGCCACAAAAUGUUAA